UUUGCGACAAAGCGGUUCGGACGCGAAUCAACACUGACAGUGAAAUUAUGGUUUUGCGAUAAAUAUUUGCGCAUCAUGGCCACAGUGGCAGACAGAGAGAUCAGUCGACUCUUGGAGGAGAACCGACUGCUGUCACAGGAUCUCAAGAACUCUCAGGCUGACAAGGACUUUGUGUGGUCCCUAUGGAAGAAGCUGCAAGUUUCCAACCCUGAUGUCACUCAGGCUGUGGGUCUGGUUGUACAGAGAGAGCAAGAGAGAUGUGAAGCUCGUGACCGCCGGGUGCUCGAAAUCCUCCAGCGCAAGGACGAGCGUAUUGAGGAGCUCCAGGCAAACCUUGCCUACAAACAGCGGGAACUGUCCACUAACACGGUCAAACAUGCCGAUGUGAAUGAGGAGAUAUUUCGACUGCAGCGAUUGGUGGAAACUCUUCAGGACAGAAAUGCCACACUGGAACUCCAGCAUGCGUGGACUAUGCGUAACAUUGAAGGGCGUGAAAAGAACUUGGAAAACACCCACAGCGACAAAUUGUUGCAACAUGAACAUGACAGGCGAGAGAUGCGUCAGAAAUUGGAGAAGUUGAAUGAGGAGCUGGACAAGGCGCGGUCAGAGAAAGCAGACGAGAUGUCCCUGCGUGUGCAGAUGGAGAGCAAAGUCAGGGCCCUGGACCGAGAUGUGCAGCAGAAGUUGGGCAGGUUUGAACAGCUCGUGAAAGAGCUGGAGGAGGCGCGUGGGUUGCUGCGCAGGUUUGAGUCCCAGGUGCGCCAGCAGCAACAGGACCUUGAGUACAAGAACUCGGAACUCGAGACUGUGCGCGCAGAACUGGCCGAGCUGUGGACGACUCACAACCAGCUCACUGAACACUCCAGCCAGCAGGCUGACCUCAUACGGCAGAUACAGUCACUGCAGACAGAUACACAGAAGAUGAUGAAGAAUCAAGAAGAAGCCUACUCCAUGGAAAGCAAUUCCCUACAGCAGAUGUACACAGAUCUUACCGGUAGAUAUGACUUGGCCAAGAAAGCUGAAUCCGAGCUGCGAUCACAAGUUCUGACCCUGAAAAAGGAGCUGCUGGACCGUGAUGAUGCCAUGGCAGAGUUGAGGCACCAGAUAGAUGUGCAGGCCAGGAACGCAAGGGAACUCAAUGGCAGCUACGUGGAUCAUGCAGAAAAGGUGGAGCCAGUGUUGGAUCUGGAGUUCAAGUGUCGGAGCAUGCAGAAGGAGAUAGACAAUCUGAGACGACAGCUCAUCGAGAAAGAAAGUCGCAUUGAACAUUUGGAAGAGGACGCGAUCAACCAAACGAUAGAAUUUGAUGUGGCUCGCCUUAACCGACAUGAGCGCACUCACUCCACACCCUCGAAGCAGUUCCAGAGCGUCGGCCUGAGUCCCAUGAGAGGUCAGGAGAGGCCAGAGAGGGCAGGUAAAGGUCAUAGGUCAAGGUCAAUGUCACCGAGACGGGAGGUGUUGACUGCUCGACCUCGACUGCACGUACAGAAAGAUCUGGAGGACUGCAAAGUAAUUUUGAAACUGAAGAUCAAGGAGCUGAAUGAGUUAAAGAAGGCCCACGCUAAGAGGCUGGAGCGGCUCAAGUCAGUACAAGAGAACUACAAGAACGUCAAAGACCAGCUGAGAACACUGGAGGAGGAGUACUAUGGUUCCAAAAAAAAGUCUAAGAAGGUGAAGCGCGCAGACCCGAAGGAACUUAGACGUGAGGACAGUGCUGCCGUCUGGAACGAGCUGGCUUUCUUCAAGAAUGAAAACAGGAACCUUGUUGUGGAGAGAAUGGGCCUGGAGGAGGAGCUAGACAACCUGCGAGUUCAGGCCAGUCAGGAUGCAGCCACUGUGCAUGAGCUGCGUGUCGCUCUGGAGCAGGAACGGGAAGAGCGCCAGUACGAGAAGAAGCGAGUGGAGCGUGACCUAGAGGGCGUGUCUACCCAGAGGUCAGAGGUUGUGCUGCUCAAGUCUGAGGUGCAGAACAAGCAUGUGAUGCUGGAGAAACUUGAGCGAGACUUAACUGAGGCCCACGGGGAUAGGGACGCACUCGCAGAGGAGAAAAAAUUGCUGAAGCAGGAGAUAGUGGAGCUGAAACAAGAGGCGUCCCAACACCGAAUGGACCAAGCUGAUCUACGCAGAGACAUACAGAGGUUAAAGCGUGAGCUAGAAGAGGAGAAGUCCCUGACAGCACAGAAACCUGUAUCGCCCACUGUGAAGACUGUGCUUGUGAAGCAUCAUGGGAAGUCUAGGAAGAGGAAAUCACGUGCUAAUCUCAACGUCAACGCUUCAAAGUUUGAUGAGCUGGUGGAGGAGGGAUGGGAGGAGCUGUCCGGUGGAGAGUCAGACAUGGAGGGUGGUACAGAGACGGGCACAGACACCCUAGGUGACAGGAUCGUACGGAGGUCGAGAGGUCAGCCUGCAGACAGCAGCACCACUGACACCAGCGUGGAGCCACACACUGACAGGCAACGCAGGAGUGUACCCAUGAAGCCACAGCGCAAGCCCAGCAGCAGAGUGGUCUCCCCUGCUAGACAUACUGAGGCCAGGGCACAGAGAAUUCUGGCCCAGCUGAAGGAUGCUGCAACCUCGCCCGUCCAGCCCACUGGUCCCUCCCACGAGUCUCCCACAGGGGUCAAGAGGUCACCCGCGUACAACGCCAUGGUGCGGCAGCUGAGGCCCAUGAAGCAGAGGGUCGGCUACCUACAGCAACAGGUUCUGACGUUACGUGAGUCUCGUGCCACAGCUCUGAAGUCAGUGGAUGAGUUGAAAGAGGCCAAUACACAGCUGCAGACAGAUCUGAACCACGCCAACCAGAGGCUGCGGGUCUCCAAACAGUCCAUACAGAAACUCACCAAUGACCUGGACAAACUGCAGCAGGAGAAGAAGGAGAUGGAGAACAAGCUCACCCAGAAAAUGGACAACUUUCCGGAAACCGGGAGAGCAGAGCACGAUUUCAAAGUUCUGGAAUCCAGGCUUAAGAGCUGUUCAACGGAGCUGUCCAGACAGAACAACGUGGUGCGGCAGCUGAAACAGGAGAAUGAGCAACUGACAGACCAGAUGAAGCUACUGCAGGACAAGGUGUCAAGGGCAGAGCGUGACAGUAGCCAGAAGAGGUCCCUACUGGAGGACCAGAGGUCAAGGGUCAAACAGGCACUGGAGACAGCCAAGGCAGACGCUGACUCUCUGGAACAGCUGGAGACGAGAACCAAACUACUGCAGGACGCCAAUGAUAAACAGAAAAUACAGAUUGACUCCUACAAGAAGCGUCUUGGAGCUGUGACCAGAGAGAAAAGGGAUUAUGAAGAGAGGUUUCUCAAGUUGACGGCUGAUAUUGAAAAGAAGAACAAGUUGCUUCUGGAGAGCCAAUCCAGGCGUCAGGAGGCGGAGACCUCGCUGGUAACCAUGGAGACUCUUGCAACCCAGCAGAUGAAGAGUCUGGCGCGGGAGAGUGAGGAUGCCCUGGAGACAGCUAAGGACAAACUGCGUGAGAUACACGAGAUACUGCAGGCCUACCAACGCUUUGUCAGGAAUCUUGCUGGGGAGAUUGUACGUCGAACACAACAGACUCGUGCAGACCUGAGGGAUCAGGAGACGCGGCGUGGGGUCAGUGACCGGGAGAACGCGAGCCUGCGUGCUGCCCAGGACCUGGCCAGGGACAUCCUCAACCUGAGCCAGUCUGACCUGGAUGAGAUCAUGAGUGCAGAUGGCGACCAUAACAAACUGGAAGCUGAGUUGGAGAUUGCAAAAAAGAAAGAUAAGAAAUGGACAAGAAAAGUGGAUCGUCUGCAAAACAGCAAGGACGACUUUGCCCUGGCCCUGAUGGACGUGUUUCUACAGAAAAUUGAAGAGAGGGUUGAGCUAGUGGCCACGCUUCAGGCACACAAACACAGUGCUUUACCAGCCUCGAGUGUGGCCAUGACGUAAUGCAACAUGGGAGGAAUCUACCGGUAUUGUCUAUACACAGGGCCAUUCGGAACGGGAGGGCUUUGAAUGCGGUGAUGGGACUUCAAUGAUCAAAAUAGGCUUAAAUGGAACAUUUGGAUGGAACCGAAGUGUUAAAAGAAGACAUUUUGCCUUAUAUAGACCAUAUACUUGGUAUAUUUGGACUGGAUGAUAAAAAACUUUGGCUUAGCAGGGACAGAUAAAGCAUUUGGUAUAUUGGUUGAUGUAGAUUGAGCAUAGAGGUUUAGAUGAAAAAUUGAUAUACCUCUGUGAUAAAUACAUUUUAUAACAAUUUAUUAAACAUUUGUUCAAACUUGUCUAUUAAAGUUUUAGACAUACAUGGACUUAUAAAAGUUAAGCUCCUGAUAUAUAAAGUAAUUAAAGUUGUUUAACUCGUAUUUAACCCUCUUAAAUUAAAUUAAAAACCGUUCUUACUAUUCAAGUUUUAAAGGGGCCCUUUAAGGUUUGGUAAAUUGACAAAAUUAAAAAAAGUUUUUUCAGAUUCGCAAAAUUUCGUUUUUGUUAUGAUAUUUUGUGAGGAAACAGUAAUACUGAACAUUUACUAUGUUCUAAAAUAGCCAUUAAAUGCAUCUUUUGACAAUUUAAAAACCUUAAAAUUAUAAAGCAUUGUUGCAACGCGAAACGAUUGAAUAAUUUGGAGAGUUCUGUUGUUGUCGUUAUAUUUUGUGAAACUACGAGGAAUGCUUAUAUAAAGUAUAAAAUACAUCCAUCAUUGCAUGAGCAUGAAUGGCCGAGUGGUCUAAAUGGUAGACUUUUACUCGAGGACACCAGGGGUCAGUGGUUCGAGCCCUGAUUUGGUUCCUUUAUUAUUUUUUUUUAGCUUACCUGUCACGAAGUGACAUGGUGAGCUUAUGUGACCGUGUGAUGUCCGACUUCCGUAUGUGCGUGCGUGCGUGUGUGCGUCCGUCAACAAUUUGCUUGUGUAGACAGUAGAGGUCACAGUUUUCAUCCAAUCUUUAUGAAAUUUGGUCAGAAUGUUUAUCUUGAUGAAAUCUGGGUUGGGAUUGUAUUUGGGUCAUCUUGGGUAAAAAAACUAGGUCACUAGGUCAAAAACUAGGUCAAAUAAUUGAAAAACCUUGUGUAGACUAUAGAGGUCACAGUUUUCAUCCAAUCUUUAUCAAAUUUUGUCAGAAUGUUUAUCUUGAUGAAAUCUGGGUUGGGAAUGUAUUUGGGUCAUCUGAGGUCAAAAACUAGGUCACUAGGUCAAAAACUAGGUCAAAUAAUAGAAAAACUUUGUGUAGACAAUAGAGGUCGCAGUUUUCAUCCAAUCUUUAUGAAAUUUGGUCAGGAUGUUAAUCUUAAUGGAAUCUGGGUUGGGAUUGUAUUUGGGUCAACUGGGGUCAAGAACUAGGUCACUAGGUCAAAAACUAGGCAAAUAAUAGAAAAACCUUGUAUAGACAAAAGAGGUCGCAGUUUUCAUCCAAUCUUUAUGAAAUGGUCAGAAUGUUUAUCUUAUGAAAUCUGGGUUGGGAUUGUAUUUGGGUCAUCUGGGGUCAAAAACUAGGUCACUAGGUCAAAAAAGUAGGUCAAAUAAUUAAAAAACCUUGUGUAGACAAUAGAGGUCGCAGUUUUUAUCCAAUCUUUAUGAAAUUUUGUCAGAUUGUUUUAUCUUGAUAAAAUCUGGGUUGGGAUUGUAUUUUGGUCAUCUGAGGUCAAAAACUAGGUCACUUGGUCAAAUAAUAGAAAAACCGUCAACAAUGUGUUUGUGUAGAUAGUAGAGAUCAGUUUUCAUCCAAUCUUUAUGAAAUUUGGUCAGAUUGUUUAUCUUGAUAAAAACUGGGUUGGGAUUGUAUUUGGGUCAUCUGGGGUCAAAAACUAGGUCACUAGGUCAAAACUAGGUCACUAGGUCAAAUAAUAGAAAAACCUUGUAUAGACAAUAGAGGUCGCAGUUUUCAUCCAAUCUUUAUGAAAUAUUGUCAGAAUGUUUAUCUUGAUAAAAUCUGGGUUGGGAUUGUAUUUGGGUCAUCUUGGGUCAAAAACUAUGUCGCAAGGUCAAAUAAUAGAAAAACCUUGUGUAGACAAUAGAGGUCACAGUUUUCAUCCAAUCUUCAUGAAAUUUGGUCAGAAUGUUUGUCUUGAUGAAAUCUGGGUUGGGAUUGUAUUUGGGUCAUCUGGGGUCAAAAACUAGGUCAAAUAAUAGAAAAACCUUGUGUAGGCAAUAGAGGUCACAGUUUUUUUUCCAAUCUUUAUAAAAUUUGAUCAGAAUGUUUAUCUUGGUGAAAUUUGGGUUGGGAUUGUAUUUGGGUUACCUGGGGUCAAAAACUAGGUCACUAGGUCAAAUAUGAGAAAAACCUUGUGUAGACAAUAGAGGUCACAGUUUUCAUCCAAUCUUUAUGAAAUUUGGUCAGAAUGUUUAUCUUGAUGAAAUCUGGGUUGGGAUUGUAUUUGGUUAGUCAGGUGAGCGAUUCAGGGCUAUCAUGGCCCUCUUGUCUUAAUUUAUUCUUGAUUUUUUACUGGAGCUUUUUUUAUAGCAUUUAAUGACAAACUUCUAUACAUGCCAAAAUAAUUGAAAAGGCCCCUCUAAAGGCUUCAUUUCCAACCCUAAGAUACUGAUGAGCAGCAAACAUCAUAAAACCUGAACAUACUGCGAGUUACUCACAGGCUGUUCUGGUUUUAUGCUGUUUGCACGUUUUUAAUUUGCUUCUGAGUGGGAAAGAGUUAAUUGUCUUGUUGAGUGUGGUGGUAGUCUGAUAUAUUGAACCUGAAUGCCCCUUUGCAGGCAGCAUUAUUAAGGUUGUAUACAGAUAGUGUGUUAUUUGUCAGAUAUAAACUUCAAUUGAGGCAUCUGCUUUCAGGCUUAUGUUAAGAUGAAAAAAGCCACAUGGCUUAUGUGUAUCUGCAGUCCAGUUUCACACUGGUAAUUCAUGUGUGUGGAUGCCAUCGGAGUUUCUAUUGAAUAAAAUUAAUUGCCACUUUCUAUAUGAGCCUUGUUCUGAGAAAACUGGUCUUAUGCAUGUGCGUAAAGUGUCAUCCCAAAUUAGCCUGUGCAGUCCGCAUUCAGGGAUGACACUGUCCGCACAGGCUAAUCAGGGAUGACACUGUCCGCACAGGCUAAUCAGGGAUGACACUGUCCGCUUCUAUGGUAUUUUUUGUAAAAAGGUAGUCUCUUCUACACGAAAAAUCUAGUUAAGGCGGAAAGUGUAGUCCCUGAUCUGGGCCGACACUUUAUGCACAUGCAUUUAACCCAGUUUUCUAAGAACGCAACUCAAUUGAUUGAUAGCCUAUUUAAUAUUGUACAGUUUAUUUGCAUUCAUAGUAUUGCAUUUGCUGAUUCCACACAAUUCCAUGUUCAAUUGGAAUGGGUCAAAAUUACAUUUUAUAAUUUGGUCGCAAAGAAAACAUUUCCAAAUAUUUAAAUCAAAGAUAAUAACAAUUCUAGGAGUUGAACAUUUCUUUCUUUGCAGUGAAAUGAUAUCACACGUUUCAAAUUAGUGACCUGUAUUUAAAGACAGUUGCAACACAAUUGUACAUUUCAUUUAUAGUAUCUUUUGUGUUGAUAAUGUUACAAACGCAAUGAGGCAUGACUGUAAAAUAUUUGAGAUCAAAAUCAAUAUAUUGUUAAUAAAACAUAAAUUAUUAUUAGCACAUAUUUCUACAGAACUACACUGUCAUCUAUCCUCAAUUGCAAAUAUACAGCAAAGUUCAGUUUAAACAAUUAUGUGAAUGAAAAAAUGUCGUUUAUUGAUGUUUCAUUGUAUUUAAUGCAUCAAACUCAUUUUGCUGGCACAUGCAUGCUUAGUACUUCAACCGUCCUGCACUUGCAUUCAUUGAUCUGUGAUAACUUUUACAUAUAUAUGUAAUAAAAUGUUACCUGUUCAUUUGAUAUUAUCUAAUAAGCAUUUGUGUAUGUACAUAACAGAAAAUGUGCUUGAUUUGUUGCUCAUUAUUAUGAUGCAUACAGAUAUGUAAUAACGUAGGGUUCAGAACGUGGGCAUAUUUAGAAACGUGUGCAGAUUCUUUUUUAUAUUUUGUACAAAUAUAUUUUAUUUUGAAAAAGAAA
This is a messenger RNA of Dreissena polymorpha, 7951 nucleotides long. RefSeq names its product centlein-like. Gene Ontology annotation, cellular component: centrosome; centriole. Bases 76 to 3912 code for a protein of 1278 amino acids. The record is from RefSeq and is a predicted model, not a curated record. The transcript has 35 exons. Gene Ontology annotation, biological process: centriole-centriole cohesion; protein localization to organelle. NCBI's taxonomy places the organism in Eukaryota, Metazoa, Mollusca, Bivalvia, Myida, Dreissenidae.